UCAAUUGUGGGUGCACUUUCCGUUAGGUUUCGUACUCUUUUAUGAUCGUUAUUUCUAAAAAUAUAACAAUGUCGACAUUUAAAAUAGUAAAAACAUAUAUCCUGUGUUAAAAGUAUAUGACAUAAUUUACAUGUAUCAUGAUGGUGGGGCAGCUUUCCAGAAGUCGGAAGUGGCGGCGUUGUCUAGCAGAAAGGAGUGUGGUGACAAAAACAACUCUGGCGGUGACAAGAAUAAUUCCGAUCUGAAUUACCUUCGAAAGCUGGGACUCUCGGUGGGCUACUCCUGUGACGAGGUUGAGGAGGGACUCCUGCUGUUGAAUGACUCUGUGAAAUCAGCAGACUACUUACACAUUUUGCAGAACAUUAAAGAAGAUAAAGAUAGAGCUGGAACAGCCGCCCCGGCACGGGUUGGCUCAAACAGCCCCGCGACAAACAUCGUGUCCGAUGCAGUCGUCAUACCGGACUCAACAGAGAUGGAUAGCGAUCAUGAUGAUGAUGUGGUUUUCAAUAGUGAACACUUUAAGACUCCUUUGAAACCGGUGAAAAUUAAAGGCAAAGUGGGAGGCCUGUCUUCAAAAGACUACCAGGCCGUGCCAGAUUCAGUGAAGCAUGUCAUCUUGGACGGUCUUUCCCACGAAGAUGUCAGUGAGGCAGACCUGUUUGAGUCCGGUGCAAGAGAAAUCAAUGUCAAAUGUUCUGCUGCAUCCCAUUUCAGUAGCAAAAAGCAUCCCCAUCCUCAUCAUCACCACACGAGCAGUGGAGAUGCUUCAACGAUGAAAACAGCUUACGCAUCCAGCCUGCUGGAGGUUCUGGAGACCGAUGGUGGGGCAGCUUUCCAGAAGUCGGAAGUGGCGGCGUUGUCUAGCAGAAAGGAGUGUGGUGACAAAAACAACUCGGGCGGUGACAAGAAUAAUUCCGAUCUGAAUUACCUUCGAAAGCUGGGACUCUCGGUGGGCUACUCCUGUGACGAGGUUGAGGAGGGACUCCUGCUGUUGAAUGACUCUGUGAAACCAGCAGACUACUUACACAUUUUGCAGAACAUUAAAGAAGAUAAAGAUAGAGCUGGAACAGCUGCCCCGGCACAGGUUGGCUCAAACAGCCCAGCGACAAACAUCGUGUCCGAUGCAGUCGUCAUACCGGACUCAACAGAGAUGGAUAGCGAUCAUGAUGAUGAUGUGGUUUUCAUUAGUGAACAUUUUAAGACUCCUUUGAAACCGGUGAAAACUAAAGGCAAAGUGGGAGGCCUGUCUUCAAAAGACUACCAGGCCGUGCCAGAUUCAGUGAAGCGCGUCAUCUUGGACUGUCUUUCCCACGAAGAUAUCAGUGAGGCAGACCUGUUUGAGUCCGGUGCAAGAGGGAUCAAUGUCAAAUGUUCUGCUGCAUCCCAUUUCAGUAGCAAAAACCAUCGUCAUCCUCAUCAUCACCACACGAGCAGUGGAGAUGUUUCAACGACGAAAAUAGCUUACACAUCCAGCCUGCUGGGAGGUCUGGAGACCGAUGGUGGGGCAGCUUUCCAGAAGUCGGAAGUGGCGGCGUUGUCUAGCAGAAAGGAGUGUGGUGACAAAAACAACUCUGGCGGUGACAAGAAUAAUUCCGAUCUGAAUUACCUUCGAAAGCUGGGACUCUCGGUGGGCUACUCCUGUGACGAGGUUGAGGAGGGACUCCUGCUGUUGAAUGACUCUGUGAAAUCAGCAGACUACUUACACAUUUUGCAGAACAUUAAAGAAGAUAAAGAUAGAGCUGGAACAGCCGCCCUGGCACGGGUUGGCUCAAACAGCCCCGCGUCAAACAUCGUGUCCGAUGCAGUCGUCAUACCGGACUCAACAGAGAUGGAUAGCGAUCAUGAUGAUGAUGUGUUUUUCAUUAGUGAACACUUUAAGACUCCUUUGAAACCGGUGAAAACUAAAGGCAAAGUGGGAGGCCUGUCUUCAACAGACUACCAGGCCAUGCCAAAUUCAGUGAAGCGCGUCAUCUUGGACUGUCUUUCCCACGAAGAUGUCAGUGAGGCAGACCUGUUUGAGUUAGGUGCAAGAGAGAUCAAUGUCAAAUGUUCUGCUGCAUCCCAUUUCAGUAGCAAAAAGCAUCCCCAUCCUCAUCAUCACCACACGAGCAGUGGAGAUGCUUCAACGAUGAAAACAGCUUACGCAUCCAGCCUGCUGGAGGUUCUGGAGACCGAUGGUGGGGCAGCUUUCCAGAAGUCAGAAGUGGCGGCGUUGUCUAGCAGAAAGGAGUGUGGUGACAAAAACAACUCGGGCGGUGACAAGAAUAAUUCCGAUCUGAAUUACCUUCGAAAGCUGGGACUCUCGGUGGGCUACUCCUGUGACGAGGUUGAGGAGGGACUUCUGCUGUUGAAUGACUCUGUGAAAGCAGCAGACUACUUACACAUUUUGCAGAACAUUAAAGAAGAUAAAGAUAGAGCUGGAACAGCCGCCCUGGCACGGGUUGGCUCAAACAGCCCCGCGACAAACAUCGUGUCCGAUGCAGUCGUCAUACCGGACUCAACAGAGAUGGAUAGCGAUCAUGAUGAUGAUGUGGUUUUCAAUAGUGAACACUUUAAGACUCCUUUGAAACCGGUGAAAACUAAAGGCAAAGUGGGAGGCCUGUCUUCAAAAGAGAAAAAAGAUAUGAGCGUUCACCAGAAGGAACUGAGGGACCUCUACAAGAAGCAGCAGCAGUCCACAACGGGGAACAAGUCGAAAGGGAAGAGAGACAAGAAAGUGCCACAGCAUCAGGACCAGGGGAGUGCGGUGGGCCAGGCGAAGAGGCCGAAGUCUCCACUGGGUGUGAGGAGAAAGCAGGUCGACAGCAGCGUUGUUCCAUUAUGAUGAUCAUUGUCAUGGUCGUACGGUUUAACGUGCACAUUUUGAGCUAGCCCGAGUAGGCCUACUCUGACUGUAAGAGAGCUAGACGGACAUUUGGACAUAAAUACGCUCUCAUUACAUGUAAUGAGAGCGUAUUUAUUUCCAAAUGUCCGUCUAGCUCUCUUACAGUCAGAGUACUCGGGCUACCAGACUGCCAGACUGGCUACUCCUAGCGAAAAAAAGCAGCAAGGGAUCUUUUAUAGGCACUUUUUCAUAGACAAGACCGUCCAUAACAAGACCGACUAUUUCUGUCUCUGUAAAGUGUACCGGGGCGGGACGUAACCCAGUGGCAAAGUACACGCAUGAUGCGUGGUCGGUCUAGGAUCGAUCCCCGUCGGUGGGCCCAUUGGACUAUUUCGUGUUU
Molecule: messenger RNA, 3224 nt
Organism: Gigantopelta aegis
Lineage: Eukaryota; Metazoa; Mollusca; Gastropoda; Neomphalida; Peltospiridae
Exons: 2
Coding region: 131-2824 (897 amino acids)
Source: RefSeq, a predicted model, not a curated record